Messenger RNA from Clarias gariepinus (North African catfish), 4503 nucleotides. RefSeq names its product N-deacetylase/N-sulfotransferase (heparan glucosaminyl) 2b (gene ndst2b). Gene Ontology annotation, molecular function: deacetylase activity; heparan sulfate N-sulfotransferase activity. The record is from RefSeq and is a predicted model, not a curated record. NCBI's taxonomy places the organism in Eukaryota, Metazoa, Chordata, Actinopteri, Siluriformes, Clariidae. The transcript is spliced from 15 exons. Bases 580 to 3249 code for a protein of 889 amino acids. Gene Ontology annotation, cellular component: Golgi apparatus.
CACAAGUGUGUGUUUUGAAGUUGGAGCUUAAUAGAGAGCUGAGCCCUCCCCGCAGCGGUACACGCUUUGCUCUGUGUGGUGUGUGUGUGUGUGUGUGUGCGCGCGCGUGAGAAUCUCGGCCGUAGUGAACAUGGCGGAGCGGAGCGGGAUGCGUUCAAGCGCCGAAGGAAAGUUGGUGUUGUAAGCCGAACCAACCCGCGUCGCUUUAUCCGCUCGGAUCGUGGACGUUUGAGCGGUGACGCCUGGUCAGCACGUCCCAUAAGAGCCAAGGCAAGUGCUGUGCAUCCUUAGCAUCAUCAAUGCAUCUAUUGUUCAAACAGGCGAAUGACCCAUCAAAGGAACAUAGAUGAAAAAGAAACAUGUGUCCCAUGGAGUGAUCUGUCAACAUCUGGAGCCUGGGGCAUUUCCAUAAACUUGUUUUCAAUAUCCAGAGAAGAAGGGAGGAGAAGCGGCGCGCCUGUCGCUAGCUAUGAGUGCCAUGGUCACCUAGACACAAUGGCUGUGUCGUAGGCCAACUUAGGUUGUUCUUCUUCCUCAAGAUCUUUGGGUGCUUUCUCUGCAAUCCUGGCCCUGCUAGCCAUGGCUGUAGUGCGGAAGUUGACUCGUGCUGUGCGCCAGCAGGGCCUCCACCGUCUGGUUCUGGCUCUUAUCCUUUUCUGCCUGCUUUCAAUGGCCUACCUGGCGUACCAUGUUAGUGGUGGCCCAAAGAUCAAGGAAGCUCCUCCUUUGCCACUGGGAGAAUGUGUGACCGCAGCAGCCAUCACUGAUAGCCAGCGAGUUCCGCUGUUCAUGCCCUCUGAGCUGAGUCAUCAGUGGCAGGCAUCAAGGAAGCUAGACGCUACACGCAUUGAGCCCGUGGUGCUGCUCUUCAUAGAGAGCAUUUACUCUCAGCUGGGCCAGGAGAUUGUGGCCAUCUUGGAGUCUAGCCGUUUUAGGUACCACACUGAAAUUGCUCCAGGGAAAGCUGACAUGCCUGCGUUGGCCUGGAGGGGUAAAGGCCGCUACACUUUAAUCAUCUAUGAAAAUCUGCUCAAGUAUGUCAAUCUGGACUCCUGGAACCGGCAGCUGUUGGAUAAAUACUGCCAAGACUAUGGCGUGGGCAUUAUUGGUUUCUACCGUGCCAACGAAAACUCUCCAUCUAGUGCCCAGCUCAAAGGAUUCCCACUUUUCCUGCGCUCCAACCUUCCUCUGUGGGACUAUCGGAUCAACCCUGCUGCUCCGCUGCUCUACAUCACCCGCCCCAGCGAACUCGAACCCGGCCCACUCCCUGCUGAUAACUGGACCACGUUCUUGUCGAACCACAGCACCUACGAGCCUGUACUGCUGGCCAGCCCCAGGCCUGCCGAGCUGCCAACACAUUCCAUUCUACAGAGGGUCCUGUUAGCUACUGUAAUACAAGACCUGGGUCUUCACGACGGAAUCCAGCGUGUGCUGUUUGGUGCAAGUCUGUCCUUCUGGCUGCAUAAACUGCUGUUUGUGGACGCGGUUGGCUAUUUGACAGGCAGGAGGCUCAGCCUAUCACUGGACAGAUUCCUGCUUGUAGAUGUUGAUGACAUCUUUGUUGGGAAAGAAGGGACACGCAUGAAGGUGGCUGAUGUGGAGGCUCUGCUUCACACCCAGACCAAACUCCGUGCUCUCGUCCCCAAUUUCACAUUCAACCUGGGAUUCUCUGGAAAGUUCUUCCAUACAGGUACAGAUGAAGAAGAUGAAGGUGACAACACCCUGCUCAGACACCGGCAGGAGUUCUGGUGGUUUCCUCACAUGUGGAGCCACAUGCAGCCACACCUGUUUCAUAACGUCAGUGUACUUGCAGAUCAGAUGAGACUCAACAAGCAGUUUGCUCAGGAACAUGGGAUCCCCACGGACAUGGGCUAUGCUGUGGCCCCGCACCACUCGGGUGUAUACCCAGUGCAUAGCCAGCUGUACCAGGCCUGGAAGAGUGUGUGGGGAAUUUCAGUGACCAGUACAGAGGAGUACCCUCACCUCAGACCCGCACGCUUCCGCAGGGGCUUCAUUCACAGCGGCAUAAAGGUUCUCCCACGGCAGACAUGCGGGCUCUUCACACACACUAUCUUCUAUAAGGAUUACCCAGGAGGCCCUCAGGAACUGGACAAAAGCAUCCGGGGUGGAGAGCUCUUUCUUACUGUUCUCCUCAAUCUGGUCAGUAUUUUCAUGACGCACCUGUCUAACUAUGGUAACGAUCGCCUGGGCCUCUACACUUUCGAGUCUCUGGUAAAGUUUGUGCAGUGCUGGACUCGCCUGCGCUUACAGACCCUGCCCCCGGUCAGCCUGGCUGAGAAAUACUUCCACAUCUUCCCUGAUGAGAGAGACCCCCUGUGGCAGAAUCCUUGUCAUGAUAAAAGGCAUAAAGACAUCUGGUCAAAAGAGAAGACCUGUGAUAGGCUUCCCAAGUUUCUGGUAAUUGGGCCUCAAAAAACAGGGACAACUGCUCUGCACGCGUUUCUGUCCCUCCAUCCUGCCAUCACUGCCAGUUCAUUCAGCCCGGUCACUUUUGAGGAGGUGCAGUUCUUUAGCGGAUCCAACUACCUGCGUGGAAUUGAUUGGUACAUGGACUUCUUCCCCGUGCCCUCGAAUGUGAGCACAGACUUUCUAUUUGAGAAGAGCGCUAAUUACUUUGACACUGAGGCUGUCCCGAAGAGAGCGGCAGCGCUGCUGCCAAGAGCCAAAAUCAUAACCAUCCUCAUCAACCCAGCGGAUAGAGCAUACUCCUGGUACCAGCAUCAAAGGGCUCACCAGGAUCCCGUGGCUCUGAACUACACAUUCCAGCAGGUGAUCUCAGCAGGUUCCUCCUCUCCUGCAGCGCUGCUCGCUCUGCACCGCCGCUGCCUACAGCCGGGAUACUACAGCAGCCAUUUAGAGCGCUGGCUCCAUUACUACCAGCCCAGUCAGCUUUUGAUUGUUGAUGGACUCCAGUUGCGGUCCAAGCCAGUGCAGGUGAUGGACAGCGUGCAGAGGUUUCUGGGUGUUACACCCUUCUUCAACUAUACUCAGGCACUCAUGUAUGAUGAGAUUAAAGGCUUCUGGUGUCAGAGACUGGAUGCAGGCCGAACGCGCUGUCUGGGCAAAAGCAAAGGCAGGAAAUACCCCGAUAUGAGCCCAGAGUCACGGGCCUUCCUGUCGGAGCAUUACAGAGAGCAGAACGUGGAGCUGUUGAGGCUGCUGAAGCGCCUGGGACAACCUCUACCCGGCUGGCUCCGAGACGAUCUCCACAACGCCAGCUGGAGCUGACGACAAGAAGAAGCAUGAGGAACAGAAGCCCAUAUCGAACCCUGCUCCACCUCGGAGCACACAGGGCCAUGUCACUGCAGGACAGAGGACAUUUGAUUCUCCCUGUGUCCCAACACACACACACACACACACACACACACACACACACACACACACACACACACACACACACACAGCAGUUCCAACCAGGACGAAGGAACGCCUGCUGUGGGUGUGAGAGCUCGAGCCCGGCUUUUAAAGGGAGCUGAGAAUCCGAGCUGAGUCUGUACAUUUUGAGGAGGACUGUGCACCUAUUUAAUUGCCAAGAUAAGGACAUAAGAGCUAGUUAGUUGCAUUUUGGGUAACUAACAAAAGGAGCUUAUUAUUUGCAUUGUGGGAAAUGGUGUUUCACAGCUGAUGUGAUGAACGUGCAGGGUCUGAGAGAGGUUCGAAAGACUUAGCCGAGUGGAUGGGAAGGAAUGUACAGGCUGGUCGUAGUAAACGGUUUAAAUUCUGCCAAGCAGAGAGACAUUUGAGUAGAGGUGCCACCUAAGAGUUCAGACAUUUGCUGAUGUGUAGAUCUGUCUCGCUUUGUAAAUGUUGGAAUUAGAGUUUGGCUGUUUCCCAACCAGCGUCAUACCACUGAACUAAAACAUUCCAGGGCCAAGAUUAUAUUACGACACUUUUUGAUGUUUUUAUAUUGGAUUUGCAAAGGAAAUGAAGUAGGAAUGUUUGAACUAUAAACCAAGUUGAGUUUUGGGAUCAGUAAUUGGCCGACAUGUUUCCCAAGUCACACGCAGCUGCACUACCAACUCAAUCAGCACAUGAACGCGUAUGAAGAAUGUCGAACCCGUGCUGAUGACCAGAUAUGGUUUUGUUCCAGUGUUUAAUGAAAUGAAGUCAGCAGUGUUUCCGACAUGACCUGCCAUCUCAAACCGUGCCAAACUAAACUGCUGGGGUCAAAUAAGGUAACUUUGCCAAAAACCAGACGUGUUGUGUCUGAGAGACUUAAAGCGAGGAAGAUUAUGUGUGCGUGCACGUACGUGAGAGAGUGUGUGUGUGUGUGUGUGUGUGUGUGUGUGUGUGUGUGUGUGAGAGAGAGAGAGAGUGAGGGAGCGAGAGAGAUUGUAUUUGUGUAUACAAGUGAAAUUCAUCUGCAGUGGCUGUACUGUACAACAAUCGUAUAUAUUCUGUUGUCUUUUUUGGUCAACUUGAAAUCAGGUAAAAAAAAAUAAAAAAACGCACAUCUGCAAAUAAAUGCACACAAUAAAGACA